Molecule: messenger RNA, 990 nt
Organism: Neocloeon triangulifer
Lineage: Eukaryota; Metazoa; Arthropoda; Insecta; Ephemeroptera; Baetidae
Exons: 11
Coding region: 105-923 (272 amino acids)
Source: RefSeq, a predicted model, not a curated record
AGAGUCGGAAACAAACUGCAUCCUGUUGUGGAUCCCAACCAUCAUCAUUGACGCACUUCAUCGCAAGGCCCAGUUUUCUGUGAUCAUUCCAGAGCGGCAACACCAUGGCAGUGAAACUCGGUUACAAAUACAGCUUCAUUUUUGCUGCCACCACCCUCAUGGCCAUUAUGCUAUGGGGAAGGAAUGGCGAAGACGAUGAUAACCCUUUAGGUUACAAAGACGAAGGUGACGACCGUGUCAUCCACCGAUCAAAGAGGCAGAGUUACGAGUCAAAAUUGAGGUCUACGUUUGAUUUUUUAAAGCAAGCGGAGAGAUGCUGCAGAAAGAAAUUUCCAUACUUAUUACCGGAAGAUUCCUUGACCACUUGCCAAAAUGGAAAUGCUAAUAAAAACCCAAAUUCAGCUAAAAACAAGGCCGGAAAGAAUAGGAAGAAGCAAGGCCGAAGAAGUUUAGGCUUACUUCAAGCUGUGAACAACCUCUUAAAAUCUUCUAACAGACCUAAGAGAGCAUCCCCACAAAAAAUGCAAGUUUCUUCUGUGUGCUACAUGGCGUGCAUUUUCAAUGACGCAGGACUCCUAAAUGGUUCUGCAGUAAACCUGGAUGAAACUGAGGCAACAUUCAAUAGCUCAAACGAGGUUCAAUAUUGGGCACAACCCAUAUUAGAUGCAAUUUCCCAGUGUGAAGAGCCCGCGGCGUGUGCUACGCCCGAGACCAUUAAAUCGCCAACAGGAAGAUUCUGCAACAUUAAACCAACCGUCUACAUGUGUUGCAUGUACCAGAAAUUAUAUGAAAAAUGCGAUCCUGAUACUAGCAGGCCUGGUUGCAAAGAUACAGGCGCCAAAAUAAGGAAGCUUGAUACUUCUCACGGGACCCAAAAUCGCCUGAAGAUGCAGCAGCAACAGCAAAGGAAGAAGAAGAAUUGAUUCAGUUACACUUAUUCAAAGUUUGUUUCUCAUGGCUUUUGAGUAAAUUGGUUUUAAAAAAAAUUGG